Paramisgurnus dabryanus is the source of this 4164-nucleotide messenger RNA. NCBI's taxonomy places the organism in Eukaryota, Metazoa, Chordata, Actinopteri, Cypriniformes, Cobitidae. The record is from RefSeq and is a predicted model, not a curated record.
AUGAGUUUACAUGGAGGUACAGCAACGUCAACUACACCAACAACCCCACCUAUACUACCUACAGCCCCACCUAUAACCCGAUCUGCAACAUCUAUAACACAAGCACCAACAACACAAGAACCAACAACACAAGCACCAACAACCACAACAACUGCACCAACAACCACGACAGCUGCAACAACAACCACGACAGCUGCACCAACAACCACAACGGCUGCACCAACAACCACGACAGCUGCAACAACAACCACGACAGUUGCACCAACAACCACAACGGCUGCACCAACAACCACGACAGCUGCAACAACAACCACGACAGCUGCACCAACAACCACAACGGCUGCACCAACAACCACGACAGCUGCAACAACAACCACGACAGCUGCAACAACAACCACGACAGUUGCACCAACUACCACUACAACUGCACCAACUACCACAACAUCUGCACCAAUAACUACAACCAAAACAACUGCAUUAACAACCACAACAGCUGCACCAACAACCACGACAGUUGCACCAACUACCAUUACAGUUGCACCAACAACCACAACCCAAACACCAACAACCAUGACAGCUUCACCAACAACCACAACACCUGCACCAACAACCACAACAGUUGCACCAACAAUCAGAACAGCAGCAUUAACAACCACAACAGCUGCACAAACAACCACAACAGCUGCAACAACAACACAAGCACCAACAACCACAACAGUUGCAACCACAAACACGACAGUUGCACCAACAAUCACAACAUCUGCACCAACAACCACAACAGUUGCACCGACAACCACGACAGUUGCACCAACUACCCCAACACAUGCAAAAACAACCACAACAGCUGCUCCAACAACCACAACAACUGCACAAACAACCACAACAGUUGCACCAACAACCACAACACUGCACCAAAAACCACGACAGUUGAACCAACAACCACAACAGCUUCACCAACAACCACAACACCUGCACCAACAACCACGACAUUGCACCAACAACACAAACACCAACAACCAAGACAGCUGCACCAACAACCACAACAGUUACACCAACAACCACGACAGCUGCACCAACAACCACAACACCUUCACCAACAACUGCAACAGUUGCACCAACAACCACGACAUUUGCACCAACUACCAUUACAACUUCACCAACUACCACGACAACUGCACCAAUAACCACAACAGCUGCACCAACAACCACAACAUCGAACCAACAACCACGACAGUCGAACCAACAACCACAACAGCUGCACCAACUACAACUACCACAACAUAUGCACCAAUAACCACAACAGCUGCACCAACAACCACAACAGUUGAACCAACAACCACAACAGCUGCACCAACAACCACGACAGUUGCACCAACAACAGCAACAGCUGUAUUAACAACCACAACAUCUGCACCAACAACCAUGACAGCUGCACCAACAACCACGACAGUAGCACCAACAACCACAACAGUUGCACCAACAACCACGACAAUUGCACCAACUACCACUACAACUCUACCAACUACCACGACAUCUGCACCAACAUCCACAAUGGCUGCACCAACAUCCACAACAGCUGCACCAAAAACCACAACAGUUGAACCAACUACCACGACAGUUGCACCAACAACCACGACAGUUGCACCAACUACCAUGACAGUUGCAACAACUACCACAACAGCUGCACCAACUACCACAAUGGCUGCACCAACAACCACGACAGCUGCACCAACAACCACAACACCUUCACCAACAACCGCAACAGUUGCACCAACAACCACGACAGUUGCACCAACUACCACUACAACUUCACCAACUACCACGACAACUGCACCAAUAACCACAACAGCUGCACCAUCAACCACAACAGUUGAACCAACAACCACAACAGCUGCACCAACAACCACGACAGUAGCACCAACAACCACGACAGUCGAACCAACAACCACAACAGCUGCACCAACUACCACUAUAACUACACCAACUACAACUACCACAACAUAUGCACCAAUAACCACAACAGCUGCACCAACAACCACAACAGUUGAACCAACAACCACAACAGCUGCACCAACAACCACGACAGUUGCACCAACAACAGCAACAGCUGUAUUAACAACCACAACAUCUGCACCAACAACCAUGACAGCUGCACCAACAACCACAACAGUAGCACCAACAACCACAACAGUUGCACCAACAACCACGACAAUUGCACCAAUUACCACUACAACUCUACCAACUACCACGACAUCUGCACCAACAUCCACAAUGGCUGCACCAACAUCCACAACAGCUGCACCAACAACCACAACAGUUGAACCAACUACCACGACAGUUGCACCAAUAACAACCACGACAGUUGCACCAACUACCAUGACAGUUGCAACAACUACCACAACAGCUGCACCAACAUCCACAAUGGCUGCACCAACAACCACAACAGCUACAACACAAGCAACAACAACCACAACAGCUACAACCACAACAACCACAACAACUGCACAAACAACCACAACAGUUGCUCCAACAACCACGACAUCUGCACCAACAUCCACAAUGGCUGCACCAACAUCCACAACAGCUGCACCAACAACCACAACAGUUGAACCAACUACCACGACAGUUGCACCAAUAACAACCACGACAGUUGCACCAACUACCAUGACAGUUGCAACAACUACCACGACAGUUGCACCAAUAACAACCACGACAGUUGCACCAACUACCAUGACAGUUGCAACAACUACCACAACAGCUGCACCAACAUCCACAAUGGCUGCACCAACAACCACAACAGCUGCACCAACAACCACAACAGCUGCACCAACAACCACAACAGCUGCACCAACAACCACGACAGUUAAACCAACUACCACGACAGUUGCACCAACUACCAUGACAGUUGCACCAACAACCACAACCCAAACACCAACAACAACGACAGCUGUACCAACAACCACAACAGCUGCACCAACAACCACGACAGAGGCACCAACAUCCACAACGGCUGCACCAACAACAACAACACAAGCACCAACAACCCCAACAGUUGCACCAACAACCACAACAGUUGCACCAACAACCACAACAGUUGCAACAACAACCACGACAGCUGCACCAACAACCACAACACAAGCAACAACAACCACAACAGUUACAACCACAACAACCACAACAACUGCACAAACAACCACAACAGUUGCUCCAACAACCACGACAGUUGCACCAACUACCAUAAAAGUUGCACCAAGAACCACGACAGCUGCACCAAGAACCACGACAGCUGCACCAACAACCAGGACAGCUGCACCAACAACCACAACACCUUCACCAACAACCGCAACAGUUGCACCAACAACCACAACAGCUGCAUUAACAACCUCAACAGUUGCACCAACAAGCACGACAGUUGCACCAACUACCACUACAACUUCACCAACUACCACGACAACUGCACCAAUAACCACAACAGCUGCACCAACAACCACAACAGUUGAACCAACAACCACAACAGCUGCACCAACAACCACGACAAUUGCACCAACAACCACAACAGUUCCACUAACUACCAUGACAGUUUCACCGACUACCAUGACAGCUGCACCAACAACCACAAUGGCUGCACCAACAACCACGACAGUUGAACCAACUACCACGACAGUUGCACCAACAACCACAACCCAAACACCAACAACCACGACAGAUGCACCAACAACCACGACAGAUGCACCAACAUCCACAACGGCUGCACAAACAACAACACAAGCACCAACAACCACAACAGUUGCACCACCAACCACAACAUUUGCAUCACAUACCACGACAGUUGCACCAACAACCACAACCCAAAUAGCAACAACCACAACAGCUGCACCAACAUCCACAACGAGUGCAACAACAACAACAACACAAGCACCAACAACCGCAACAGUUGCACCAACAACCACGACGGUUGCACCAACAACCACAACAGUUGCACCAACAACCACAACAGUCGCAACAAAAACCACGACAGCUGCACCAACAACCAUGAAAGUUGGACCAACAACCACAACACAAGCAACAACAACCACAACAGCUGCACCAACAAUCACAACAACUGCACAAACAACCACAACAGUUGCACCAACAACCACGACAGUUGCACCAACAACCACGACA